This is a messenger RNA of Microplitis demolitor, 1944 nucleotides long. RefSeq lists its product as uncharacterized. Lineage: Eukaryota; Metazoa; Arthropoda; Insecta; Hymenoptera; Braconidae. Bases 1 to 1083 code for a protein of 360 amino acids. The transcript is spliced from 8 exons. The record is from RefSeq and is a predicted model, not a curated record.
AUGGUAAAUAUUAUUAUGACUGAACAAAUUCGUUGUAUAGUUACUGGUUGUCAAUCGGGGUAUAAAAGUUGUAAAGAAAAAAGACAUUUAUUUGGUGUUCCCAAAGAUCUGGACUUAAGAGAAAAGUGGCAAGUUGCAAUCCGUCGAAAAGUUGAAUUCAAGUGUGGACAAAAAGUUUGUGAUAAACAUUUUUUGAAAGAUGAAAUUCGGCAUGAAAAAAUUCUUACUGAUAAAGAUGAAACACAUGAAGAUAUAAAUAAUCAACUCCAACCAAAUUUUUUACUGACUGGUGCAAUCAAUGUAACGGAAGCAAGAACAUCACAAAAAUCUUUUAUUGAAACAAGUGAAAACAACAGUAUAUUGACUUUCGAGGAUAUAAUUUCGAAUGAAACACUAUAUUUACCACUUUCAUGGGAACGUAAAAAAUAUGAUGUUAAUGGAACACUUAUGAUUGCUUUCAGCCAUACAUAUUUUGAAGAAAAGACUAGUGCAACAAUAACUUAUUCGAAAAAAGUUGUUAUAACUGAGAGUCUAGAAGUACGAUUUAAAGUCAAUGAAUCACUUAUAAAUUUAAGAGAACAAUAUGGUGAAAAAGUGAAAAGUUUAGCAAAUCUUGAAAAUAUUAUUUUUAGUUUUCAUUUAUUACAAGUAUGUAACGGUGUUAAAUUAAAUAAUGACUUACAAAAUUUAGAUCACAGUUUGUUUACAUACACUGACAUUUUUAAAAUAACUAGGCAUAAAAAGUGUGUAUUAAUUAGUAAAAAUGGGCAGUGUAAAGACUGUAAAUCUAUUAGUACCGAUGUAUUAAAUAAUGUUUUAACUGAAAAUGCUGAGAAAAUGCCUGAACAACAACAAAACGCCAUUCGAGAGAUUAUCAACGUUUCAAAAUGUAAAUCUCGUAACGGUCAUCGUUAUUCAAAAGACUGGAUGAUGUGCAUGUUACUACACAUGAAAUCUCCAACAACAUUUAGAUUCAUACGAGACAAUAACAUUUUACCACUUUCAUGUCCGAGCACUAUCAGAAAGCAAUUAUCUAAGAUUCCAAUAUCAUGUGGAUUUGAUGAGGCUUUUUUUGAAGUUUGAUCAAAAUAUAUAGAAAAUAAUCCAGAUAAAGAUGGAUUAUUACUUAUUGAUCAAAUGGGGAUUCGUGAAAGCAUAGCUGUUGAUUCGAAACGCCUUAAUUUCGUCAGACUUCCUGACUUUGAAGAAGAUGAUAUAGACGAUAAAAAGACGCUAACAGAAAAAGCGAAUCAUGGUUUAGUGUUCAUGUUCCAAUCAUUGACUGGUUUAUUUACACAGCCAAUAGCUGUCUUUGCUUCACAUGGCCCUACUUCUGGCAUUGUUUUGGCGAAGCUGAUUAUAAAAGCUUUAAUAAUAAUUGAAAGAUCUGGCGUUAGAGUUUUGGGAAUAGUUACUGAUGGUGCUACUCCAAAUCGUAAAUUUUGGAGUGAGAUGGGAAUCAGCGCACAAAAAAACAAUUUAAAACACACAUUUUAAGCAUCCUAGCGCUGAUCGAAAGGUUAAUGUAUUCUCUGAUACACCUCACUUAAUGAAAACAACAAGGAACAGAUUAUAUGAUAAGAAGAGCCUCCAGAUGGAUGAAAAUCAGCCUCUUAUCAAAUGGAACCAUUUUUCAAAAGUUUUCGACGCAGAUCAUGUAAAACCUUUACACCUAAAAGUUUGUCCGAAAAUUACUCCUAAUCACCUGAUACUCAACAACUCAUUUAAAAUGAGAGUUGGUCUAACGGUACAGGUAUUUAGUAAUUCAAUGGCAAAAGGCAUCAUAUCAAAACCAAUAAUUUCACAGCUACAAUCGAAUUUUGUAGUUGGAUGAAUAGACUGUUCAAUGCCCUCAAUCACAAUUUUAUUGGAGUAAAGCCUAGUGAUGACAAUUUCAAAAUUAUUGAAGAAUCGCUUAAGAAGUCAGAUGAUUGGGAAACAAAG